UACAAGGCCCAUGUUAUGCAUCCUGGCCCAUUCCCGUCAGUAGACCCAAAGACCCGAAUAAAUUGCCACAGAGCGAAGCGGGUCAGGGUCGGGUCUCGAGCUGUUUCAAUGGAAGAGGACGACGGGAGGAGAGAAGCUGCGAUAGCAUCAGCACCAUCUCUACAACCCAAUUUCACCAAUAAAAAUGGUGUCAACAAUGCUCAAAUUUCCAAAUUUCAAGAGUUGCACCGAAGACGCUUAAAAAUUAAAGCAAAAUCUAAGGUCAAGGAUAAAACAAAAGGAACUCUUGUCUCCACUAAAAGGUAUAAUGGUGAAGAUGUCAUUGCUAAUUGCAAGGCGAUCAUGGAUGAAAAAUCAAUAGAAACAGCUAAAGAUCUGAGAAUUACUUUGUCAAUAAGCAGUACAACAGACCUUUCAUCCUCUCAAGAAGACAACACACUGUCAAAAAAGCGGCAGAAGUUGCACUGGGGGCUCGACACAAAGGAGAGAUGGGAAAGGAAAUCCAAUAUGUAGAGAUAUCAGCAUCUGAAUAUGGAAUGCUUCUAUCUUGCCAUACAGCUCCAAUGAAGGCUUAGAUGAUUUAGUCAGACAUCAUCUUGAUCUAUUAUGAGUGUGAAGAUGGACAUUGUUUCCUAGACUUAUGAGGAGAUACUAUCAGGCGUAGAGCAAACCAACCAAUUACUGAUAAAUAACUUUGAUUCUUAUAGCCUUGGCCCUUUUACUUGUAAAUGCACUUGUUUCAUUUGUUAAGUAGUACUAAUUUAUUUUUUCUUGCAAGAAGGAAAGAAGAAACAUUUAGUUUAGAAAUUACAGCAAAGAAGACAAUUUUGUUAAAUGUCAUGGCUCAAAGCAUUUUUUUUCUCCA
Solanum pennellii is the source of this 865-nucleotide messenger RNA. RefSeq lists its product as uncharacterized. The record is from RefSeq and is a predicted model, not a curated record. NCBI's taxonomy places the organism in Eukaryota, Viridiplantae, Streptophyta, Magnoliopsida, Solanales, Solanaceae.